Messenger RNA from Opisthocomus hoazin, 1398 nucleotides. The record is from RefSeq and is a predicted model, not a curated record. NCBI's taxonomy places the organism in Eukaryota, Metazoa, Chordata, Aves, Opisthocomiformes, Opisthocomidae.
AUGUCUUCACAAGCAGGUGGGAGCAGAGAGGUGUGGGUACGGGUGAGGAGAAUGCUGGACGAGGAUGCAAUGGAAUGUGUGAAGGAGGAAGAGAUUAAUUCCUGCGAUCAGAAUCUGAACCGAUGCUGUGAAAUAAUAGAAUUGACCUCUGAGAUUCAAGGACAGCUCUUCACAAUUCUCAAUGAAACAUCUCGAGAAGGUGGGCAUUAUGCAGGUGUGGAAACAAUAAAAACUCGUCUCCUGCCAUGGCUAGGGACUUGUUUUUCCUGUGCUACUUCAGGAAGGCCCUUUGAAACCAACUUCUCUCUCACUCAGGAUUCAAUUGAGAAAGAGAGGCAGCUGAGAGAGCUGGGAGAGCUGGCCAGCAAUCAGACUCUUCAGCUGCAGGAGCUGCAGGAAGAACUGACUUCAACUCGUCUGCAGCUCAACCAUGUGCAACAAGAGCUGAAGACUUCCCGUGCCCAAGGAAAGGAUGCCCUGAGGAAGUUAGAUCGUCUGAGUGACUAUGAGCAGCAGAUUGAAAUACUGCGGGAUGAGAUUUCUAUCCUGGAUGCCCAAAAGUCUGUUCUCCAGAGCAGGCUUGCACGGAGCCGUUCUCCUUCCCCAAGGCACAGAGAGAAGUUGUCACCUAGUCCACUUCACCCAAGGAGCUGCUCUCCUGGCCGAGCCAGGCGUAUGAAUGCUUCGCGUCGCGCCUGCCUGGUAGCUCGCUUUGGUGACAUCUAUGCUCAAGAACGCUUGGAUGCAGAGACCCUGUUGAGGACAUACAUUAGUGACACAGAGAUGGUGCAGAGGAUAAUAUACAUUGCAGCUUUGGAGUCUUUUCAUGCAGCAAAGAUGGCCUACAGGCAGUUCAAAAUACGUGUGAGAGAGACACUGUCUCUAGGUCACUCGGGGCCGGAGUCGCUUGAAGACGCUGUCCUGGAUUACAUACUUCGCCACGAGGACCUGUAUGACGUUCAAGCCAGUGUCAAUGAAGUGAUUCGCUCCAUGAACAUCAGCCCAAAGAUUUCAUUUCCACCAGAAAUCGAUUUCAUUGUGAUCAGCACUUUGAUUCGAGCGCUGUGCCAUGUGGCUUUUUCAAUGCAGACUCUUGUUCCUCCUCUUGAUGUUGCCAUCGGUACUGAUGGAGAACUUUUCAGUGAGACCAAGUACCAUCGUAGUAUUGACUCUGAUUUCACAGCUGCCUUGGUGGCCUAUCAUGUAUGGCCUGCUCUGAUGGAAAAUGAUGUUGUAAUUGUCAAGGGAGAAGCAGUCACAAAAAGAGGAGCUCUGUGGUCUCGCAGAAGUCGAAGUAGAAGCAGAAGCCGCAGCCGUAGCACCAGUCCUCUUCUGUCUCAUCACCUGUCUCGAAGCCGCAGUCCUUCACCACUGAGGAGUGGAAGCCCAAGGUGUUAA